Messenger RNA from Momordica charantia (bitter melon), 687 nucleotides. RefSeq lists its product as uncharacterized. Lineage: Eukaryota; Viridiplantae; Streptophyta; Magnoliopsida; Cucurbitales; Cucurbitaceae. Gene Ontology annotation, biological process: cytokinin biosynthetic process. The record is from RefSeq and is a predicted model, not a curated record.
AUGGAAAAUGGUCGUAGUUUUUUUGUUUCUUCUUCAGAAGGGUGUGCUGAAUCCGGGUGGACUGUGUAUUUGGACCACUCCAUUUCUGAUUCUCCGAUUGCUUCUAAUUAUUCGUAUUCUAAUUUGAGCAGAAGAAUAAAAGUUGAAGAAGAAGAAGAAGUGGAUUUGUCUAUGGUUUCUGAUGCGUCUUCUGGGCCUCGAAUUAAUUUCCCGGAAAAUGAAUUUCGUUUCCCGGAAAGUGGCACUGAAAUUGGCCCAAGUUUGCCCAAAAAUGGCCGGAAAAUUGAAGAACGGCGACGCCGGCGCCGUGAUCCGACAGAUAAUCAAACGUCGUCGUUUCUUGAUGACACUGCUACCUCCGAUCCCAACUUCAAUUCGGAGAGUUCAAGCUGCCAAAACCAGUUCAACACUUUGAGACAAUCCUCUCAAUCUGGAAAUCGAAGGCAGAAGAAUCAGUGGUUUAAAGGGAAGUAGUCGGAGUUGAGGUAGAUCAAAUAUGCUUAUCAAGGAUGUAUUGCUCUCUCGUUGAUUUGAUCUUGUACUGUUUGGCAAUAUGGAAUGAUUCAGAGAUUAUAAUGAGCGAUUGCUAUAUCAUAUGAUUACAACUCCCGGUAACAAUUAGAGGGUUAAUUGGGAGAUUAAAAGAUGGUUUCUGCCUAUCUAUAUAUGUUUGACAUUGACAUUAAA